AGAAGCCUGCACCUGGCUGGAGGGCGCAAAGCCCGGGCCCCGCGGUGCACGGUGCCCCGCGGAGGUGAAGGGUGAGCGGCGGCACCUUGGCCACGCGGUCUGAGUUCUGGCUCCGGCAGGUCUCACCUGCGGGGCCGCAGCCAUGAGCCUGGUGGCCUGCGAGUGCCCGCCCGGCCCUGGGCAGGAGCCCAAGCCCUGCUCACGAGCGCAGUCCCAGGCCCGGGUGUACCUGGAGCAGAUUCGCACCCGGGUGGCCCCGGGAGCACCUGACGUGACCAAGCGUGACUACCUGGUGGAUGCAGCCACGCAGAUCCGGCUGGCCCUGGAACGUGACGUCAGUGAGGACUACGAGGCAGCCUUCAACCACUACCAGAACGGCGUGGACAUUCUGCUGCGAGGCAUGCCCUUCGACCCCAACAAGGAGCGAUGCGAGGCCGUAAAGCUGAAAAUCACCAAGUACCUGCGGCGGGCAGAGGAGAUCUUCAACUGCCACCUGCAGAGGACACUGGGCUGCGGGGCCAGCCCCGGCACGGGUUUCAGCAGCCUGAGGCUCCGGCCCAUCCGCACUCUGAGCUCUGCCCUGGAGCAGCUGAGGGGCUGCAGGGUGAUCGGGGUCAUCGAGAAGGUGCAGCUGGUUCAGGACCCAGCGACUGGAGGGACCUUCGUGGUGAAGAGCCUGUCCAGGUGUCACCUGGCGAGCCGGGAGCGGCUGACCAUCAUCCCGCACGGCGUCCCCUACAUGACCAAGCUGCUGCGGUACUUCGUGAGUGAGGACUCCAUCUUCCUGCACCUGGAGCACAUCCAAGGAGGCACGCUCUGGUCCCACCUGCUCUCCCAGGCACGCCCCCAGCAAUCUGGGCUCAGGCCUGACUCCAGCCUGGAGAGGAUGAAGGCUCAGCUCAACGCCCACCUCAGCCUCCGGACCCCAGCGUUGCCGCCCCCGGGCCACACCCGCCUGCAGGACAGAGUUCCCCUGGGGCCUCCUUGGACUCGUCAGAGCCUUCCCCCAGCCAGGGAGGCCCCAUCCAGCAGACCCCAGAGAGAGGAGAAAGGUGAACCCUCAGCCAGAACCAGCACUUCCUGCUCCUCGGACCUUCCGAAGGCCCCAAGUGGCCGCCUACACCUCCAGUCCCGGCGAGGACCUGGCCAGAACUCAGACACGGGGUCCCCUUGGGGCCUCCCUUGGGUCCGUGAGGGGGCUGGCCGGGUGCUGGGGGGCUGUGGCCGAGGUAGAGGUCAGAGUUGCCCCUCAGUGCACAGGGCCAGCCUGGGGCCUGGCGGGGGCGCCUGGAGUGUGAGGGAAGAGCAGGUCACACAGUGGGCGGCCGAGAUGCUGGUGGCACUGGAGGCGCUGCACGAGCAGGGGGUGCUGUGCCGGGACCUCAAUCCCCGGAACCUGCUCCUGGACCAGGCAGGUCACAUCCGGCUCACAUAUUUUGGCCAGUGGUCCGAGGUGGAGCCCCAGUGCUGCAGGGAGGCUGUGGACGGCCUCUACAGCGCUCCAGAGGUGGGUGGGAUUGCCGAGCUCACCGAAGCCUGUGACUGGUGGAGCUUUGGGUCUCUGCUGUAUGAACUGCUGACUGGAACGGCCCUGUCCCAGAGCCACCCCUCAGGGAUCCAGCCCCACACCCAGCUCCAGCUGCCCGAGGGGCUCAGUGGCCCCGCAGCCUCCCUGCUGACUGAGCUCCUGCGGUUCGACCCCAGCCAGCGCCUGGGCACUGGCAAAGGCGGUGUCAGCAGACUCAAGGCCCACCCCUUUUUCAGUCCUGUCCAGUGGAGCACACUGGUGGGGUAAGAGGGAGCGGAGUGGGCGAUGGAAGUGGCUGCACUGGUCUGGAUCUCCUCUCUUGGCCCCCAGAGCCGGCCCCUCCCAUCAGUGGCCCUCUGCGGAGAAUGCAGGGCAGCUGCGCCUCCUGCUCCGACCCCUCCCUUGGGCCGCUUAAGUGAUCAUCGCCCUGGCCCAGGAGGGGCGAAGGGGUCUCCCCACCAGCUUU
This is a messenger RNA of Phyllostomus hastatus (greater spear-nosed bat), 1994 nucleotides long. It is a transcript of the gene RPS6KL1, whose product is annotated as ribosomal protein S6 kinase like 1. The transcript has 11 exons. Lineage: Eukaryota; Metazoa; Chordata; Mammalia; Chiroptera; Phyllostomidae. Bases 143 to 1795 code for a protein of 550 amino acids. The record is from RefSeq and is a predicted model, not a curated record. Gene Ontology annotation, biological process: protein phosphorylation. Gene Ontology annotation, molecular function: protein kinase activity; ATP binding.